CUAAUACGUGUGAGGACCUUCGGUACCAUGCAGAAAAGACCGCGGUGCUCCUUCCACCGUCCUCAUCCCUCUCUUGGCUUUUUUAAGUCUCCUGCGAUAUCCAAAAUCCAAACAAAGCCGUUAUCGCAGCUAAAAUUCGUCUACCCCAAGUCUCAGGCAACCUUGAAUUUCAGUGCCCUUUUUCUUUAUUUUUUUCUAAUAACAGGAGACCUGGAAAAUGGCUGACUUGCGUGAUGAAUAUGGAAAUCCUAUGCAGUUGACCGACCAGUAUGGCAACCCGGUUCAGCUCCAGGACGAGUAUGGCAACCCAAUGCAGCUUAGCGGUGUAGCUAUCACCGCCGGGACGGCUAGUGCUGUCCAUUCUACUGGAACCGGACCAACUGCUGCCACUGGAACCCAGCAACAUCAGGAGCAGCUUCAUCGGUCUAGCAGCUCAAGCUCUGGCUCGUCGGAGGAUGAUGGACAAGGAGGAAGAAGAAAGAAAAAAGGGUUGAAAGAAAAGAUAAAGGAGAAACUAACGGGCGGGAGGCACAAGGACAGAGACGAUCAGGAGCACAUAGAUGAUCAGCACGCACACAGCGCCUCUCCUCCAACAACCACCACUGGCAGCGGGACGUCUACUACAGUCGGGGGUCAGCACCGGGAACAGCAGCAUGAAAAGAAGAGCAUGAUGGAGAAGAUUAUGGAAAAGCUCCCUGGCCAUCACGACACCCACUAGAGAUACCUACCACAACAUACUGUGAUCAUCGUGUAAAAUCUCUCCUGAUGCCUAGGAAAUCUAGAUUAUGUUAGGCAUUUUGUUUGGUAUAUAUGUGUGAUUAAGACCUUGUCGUGCGCUUGAAUCUUGAACGUGCAUGGGAUUUGCUUGGUUUGAUUUGAUUUGGUGUAAUAAAUUGUACUAGUGUCUACUGUCUUGCCACAAUUAUAUUACAGUAUUUCUUAAGCAUUGUCUGCAAUA
Messenger RNA from Coffea eugenioides, 958 nucleotides. RefSeq names its product late embryogenesis abundant protein. The record is from RefSeq and is a predicted model, not a curated record. The transcript is spliced from 2 exons. Lineage: Eukaryota; Viridiplantae; Streptophyta; Magnoliopsida; Gentianales; Rubiaceae. Gene Ontology annotation, biological process: response to water. Bases 218 to 718 code for a protein of 166 amino acids.